This is a messenger RNA of Aegilops tauschii subsp. strangulata, 357 nucleotides long. Lineage: Eukaryota; Viridiplantae; Streptophyta; Magnoliopsida; Poales; Poaceae. The record is from RefSeq and is a predicted model, not a curated record.
AUGUUCGUCUACCAUCAGGGUGCUGCCACUGCGUACCUCCUAUUGUAUGUCGACGACAUCAUCCUAACAGCGUCCUCCACUGAGGUCCCUCAUCAGCUUACUGCCCGUCUUCAAGACGAGUUUGCUCUCAAGGAUCUGGGGCCCCUGCACUAUUUCCUUGGCAUCGAGGUCAUACGCCGCACGGAUGGCUUCUCUCUGCAUCAGCAAAAGUACGCCUAUGAGCUACUCGAGCGGGCUGGCAUGCUUAACUGCAAGCCUGCCACUACACCUGUUGACACGAAGGCCAAGGUCUCUGCCCUAGAGGGUUCUCCUGCACCGGACGCCACAUUUUAUCGCUCCAUCGCCGGUGCUUUGUAG